AUGGCGCUCACGGCGGCGUGGUUCGAGGCGGAGGAUGCCGCGCUGCGGAGCUUCGGGGAGAUCUGGCGCACCCGGCUGCGGGAGAUGCAGGAGCAGGAGAUGGACGAGUUCCUGAGAGUCAAGGAGCACGACCCAGGGGUCCCAGAAGCGCAAGCCGAGCCAACUUUUGCGCCAGCAAAAGACUCAGCGGAAGCCAAUCCGGCGGGGACGGAGGCGCCAGCGCAGGUGGAAGAGGCGACGCGUGAAGCGGUGCCUGCGAAGGAAGAAGAGGUCAGCCAGGAAGAUGGGAGGCUAGCAGAGGCCACCACACAGGUGCAGGCAAAGGAAGAGGAGGAGUCGAAGCCAGAAGAAGCAAAGAAGGAGGAGUCGAGGCCGGAAGAGGCAACACAGGAUGAGAAGCCGGAUGCGAAGACGGAUGAGGGCCAGCAGCCAGAGGCUAAGGAGGAGGUGAAGCCGGAAGAGGCCCAGCCAGAGGUGAAGCCGGCGGAGCCAACUGAGGAGUCAAAACCUGAGGUGAAGGAGGAGGCACAGGAAAAGCAGCCCAUGGACCCUGAGGCCGUGCGGGCGGCAGCGCAGAAGGCCGCGGAUGUGCUGAGCAAGCUGCUCACCAAACCUUUGGAGUACGAGGUGCGGGAGCGCCACCCGCUGCAUGCCGUGCCCGAUGCCGCCUCCAAGGAGGUGGCAACUUUGUCGCCGGGUGAGCGGCUUAGCGGCUACCCUGGGGGCGGCUGGCUCCGGCUGCAGAAUGGCAGGGGCUGGGCCCACAUUGGCCGCAACCUGGCGCUUUGCUGCCUGCAGCCCACCGUGCGCGCCAGGUAUCUGGAGGCGUUGGACGUGUGCUGGCCCGGCUUUGGCAAGACCUUGCAGCCCAACGUCAAGGUGGUGUACAUCGUGGAAUGGCGCUGUCGCCAGACCGGCGCCGCCGGCCAUGCAGUGUGUCACAAGGUGCAAGAGGUGGUGUCGGAUCUGCCCCAGGGCCGCAGCUUGGAACUGCACGUGGCGGUGCGGCUGCGGGCGCCGCUGGCGGUGGGGGUGGACUCCCCGCCGGAGGUGCGCUUUGGGGGGCCUUGGCUGGAGGUGCAGACGCUGAACCCGGACCAAGGUGAGGACGAUGAGGACGCGGAGGGGUGCAUGGACCCCUUCGGCACGGCCCGCGGGGGGUGUCUGGACUGUCACUGCUACGGCUUCUUCUGGCGCCCGGGCCUGGAGGAAAAGGAGGAGUCCGACCAGGAGACCACGCAGGUGGGCAUGAACGCAGACCCGAACAGCAUCAAGUGCAUCCGCUGUGGCGACCCCUUCGGAAGCCACACGCGAGCUGGCACUGCAGCGGCAGACAAGCUGCUGGAGAGCCGUCCGGCGAGGACGUUUAUCGUCUCGUACCAGCGCGUCUUCGUGCGUGCCAAGCGCAGCACCAAAGGCGACGCCCUGGGGGCCUUGCGCCAGGGCACGGAGGUCUCCGGGUGCUGCGAGGGCCGGUGGCUGCGGCUCACGCGCGACACGGCGCGCGAGGUGAACGUCAUGCCCAAGUCCGACACACGGGCGGCCAAGAGCAAAUUCGUAGAUGCUUGGGUGCUGAUGGAUGGCACACAUUUGGGCCUCGCGACUCUGCUGGUGCCUGAGGAGUUGGCGUCCCCGGAGCUCCGGGAGCAGUUGCAGAAAGAGGAGGAGGCCAAGCAGCGCAAGGCCAAGGAAGCCGCCAGGAAGGCGGAGGAGAAGAGGAAGCCCAAGGCUAAGGCCAAGGCGGGCGGAUCGACCGCUGAGCCGGACAGCGAGGACGAGCUCGGCGCGGUGCGAAUUGAUCCUUUGCAAGGGCUUAUGGAGGCGAUCUACACCAAGCCGGCGGACUUCCUGGUGCUGAAGGGCCAGCUUCCGGUGCACCGGCGGCCCUCCACGAGCUCCCGCACGGUGGCGCAGCUGAAGCGGGGCCAGAUGGUGAGCGGCUGGCUCCAGGAGAAGUGGCUGCUCCUGGCGGAGGGCGCGAAGACGCCCACGAGCUCCAAGGGCGGCUGGGUGCUGGUGGACGCCUCCUCUCUGAACCUCGGGGAACAGCUGCAGCCGCAGCACCCGGUGCCCAAGGAGAUCCGGGCGUUUUCCUAUGCAGUGGUGCUUGACUGGGAGAAGUUCCCUGCCAAGCACGUGGAGUACCAGGUGGAGUGGGCGGAGGAGGCGGAGAAGGAGAAGAUCACCAUCGUCACUGCACGGGAGACCAUGUGCAUGGCGCGGGUGCACGAGCUACCCUCCGAGACGCUGCUGCGGUUCCGCAUCACCGCCAAGGUCUUCACUGCACCUCCGGACCGAGGGGGCGAGCUCUUUGCGGAGUGCCAGGGGCCCUGGGAGGAGGCGGAGACUGGCGCAACCAUCGAGAAGCUCGAGGAGGGCAAUUUGUGCGUGGAUCCUUUGGCGAACCUCCGGGGCCGCUGCAUGGACUGCUCUUGCCACGGCUUCGUGCUGGCGGAGUAUGGUGAGCGGCCCCGCACCGGUGACACCCUGGAGGAGGUGAGCUGUCGCCGCUGCAGCUGCUCCUGCGUGCGGCACUUCAUCGUUGGGGAGUUCCACUACCGCAACCCCGGCGCCAAGAAGAAGCCGGAGCCGGCCUCCAAACCGCCGCCGGGAGCGGCGCCGAGUCAGCCGGCGCUGCCGGCGCCGGAGCCGCGGCCCACCACGUGGAAAGUGGAGGACGGCGAAGGGAUCCAAUUCGUGCUGGACAAGGUGGGCGAGGCCUUGAACCUCUACGAGACCUUGGGGGUCCCUGGGAACUCCGAGAAGGCCCAGAUCCGCGCAGCCUACCGCCAGGUGUCGCUCAGCAUUCACCCGGACAAGGUCGGGCAUCUCAACGACCCGGACCUACGGCAGCAGGCGGAGAAUGCGUUUAAGGUGGUGUCCUCCGCCUACGAGAUCUUGAGCGACGACCCCAAGCGCGCGGAGUACGACCGCAAGCUGCGGCUGACUGGGGCCACCUUCGGGUCUCGAGGGGGCGGACGGUUUAACCUCACCUCCAUCGCCUUCCUGAAGAAGUUUCUCAGCAAGGAGCGCGGCGGUUUUGGCUGGGACCUGUCGGCCAAGCCUCCAGGGGACUGGGAAGAGCAGGCAAGGGGCUCCGCUUUUCGAUCAGCCCCUCGCGCCGAUCUCGCGGGGGAUCUCGCGGGCUUCGGGUGGCCACCGCAGGCUCCAGGAAGCAAAAGGAUCGCCAUGGCAGAUGUUCAUAUGCUGAGCGGCGGGGAGCUGAUGAGCAAGGAUGCGUUCGUCAGCUGGUGGCAGCAGCACAGCCAUAUGAGAGACACCGGAGCCAGCUUCUUCGACGCGCUGCGGCACCAUUUGGCAAAAACGUCGCGCCCUGCGGUGAACUUCCGGCGCUUGGCGCUGGCGGGCAAGGAGCAAGCCUUGGACGGGCGGAGCCCCUGGAACGAUGCUGAGCCCCUGGCGGUGGUCGUGCGACCCUAUGUCGGGGACGCAUCGGAGCUGGCGCAGGCAGCCAGGGCGGGGGACGUGGAGCAGACGGUGAGGCUGCUUGAUGUGCCCAUGAAUCCAAAUGGCGAAGGCCUGAGUCAAGCCAGGCCACUCUGCGAAGCUGCCGCUGGAGGUCAUUUGGAUGUGGUGCUUUGCUUGCUGGAGUCGCUUGCUGAAGCAACGUGUCCGACCCUUGAAGGUCACAUACCCCUGUGUGUGGCUGCUUCCGGAGGCCACUUGGAGGUGGUCCGUUGCUUGUUGGAGGCUGGGGCUGGCAAGGACGCGAGCACGGGGACUUAUGGUCAGACGCCUCUGCAUCAUGCCGCCCAAGACGGGCACGAAGACGUGGUCCGCUUCUUGCUAGCAGCCGGCGCUGAUAGGGACAGAGCUGACAGCGAAGGCCGCACUCCGCUACAUUACGCUGCCAAGAUGGGCGAGUGCUCUGUGGUGCGUUGUUUGCUGGCAGCUGGCGCUGACCGGGGCAAGGUGGACCACAUGGGCCGAACGCCCCUGCACCAUGCUGCCAAGCACGGACAUCGCGAAGGCCAUCCGGAGGUGGUGCGUCAGUUGCUGGCUGCUGGCUUGGACAAAGAUAAGGCGGACAACACUGGGAGCACACCCUUGCACCAUGCCGCUAAAGAGUGGCAUUACAUCAUGGUGCGCUGCUUUCUGGAUGCGGGUGCUGACAAGGACAAGGCGGACAACGAAGGUCGCACGCCCUUACACCAUGCUGCUGCAGAGGGGCACUGGCAUGAGCGAAGAAUCGUCCGCUGCCUGUUGGAUGCUGGCACGAAUCAGGACAAGGCCGACAACGAAGGACGCACUCCUUUGCACCAUGCUGCGAAGGAGGGCCAUGAGCGGAUCAUCCGUCGGCUGCUGGACGCGGGCGCGGACAAGGACAAGGAGGACAAGGAGGGCCGCACGCCCCUGCACUACGCGGCCAAAGAGGGCCACGAGAGGAUCGUGAGCUGUUUGCUGGACGCUGGUGCCAGACAAGUUGCAGACAACCAAGGUCUUACGCCUUUGCGACUCGCUGAGUCCUUGCAGCACAAGUACGUUGUGUGGACCUUCACGAGCAGAGAACAUGGAUGA
Molecule: messenger RNA, 4539 nt
Organism: Effrenium voratum
Lineage: Eukaryota; Dinophyceae; Suessiales; Symbiodiniaceae
Source: the annotation of a GenBank genome assembly